Harpegnathos saltator (Jerdon's jumping ant) is the source of this 2296-nucleotide messenger RNA. RefSeq names its product proteoglycan 4. The transcript has a single exon. The record is from RefSeq and is a predicted model, not a curated record. The annotation marks the transcript as partial. Lineage: Eukaryota; Metazoa; Arthropoda; Insecta; Hymenoptera; Formicidae.
UCGUUGCGUCAAGUACAUAAUCGAAGUGAACUGUCACCGCGAUUCCAGGCUGAGACGCCGUUGGAGGACAACCGUCAGCCGCCGAGCGACUCGAAGAGCAACGCCACCGAGAUACCGCAGCCUCAGCCGCCACCGUCGACGCCAACGCGCGCCCGCAACGUCGCGUCACCCUCGUCCACCGUCGUGACGCCCCGGGCGGUGAGGAACGGUUUGGCCAAGUCUCCGGAUGCCACGACACCCAGGAGGCAGCUCGCGCAUGAGACGGACGGACGCGCGUCGAAAACACCGUCGCCGGACGCGACGGAGGGUGGAAUCGCAGCGAAGGGCCGAUCGCCGAGGUCGCCGCGCCCACCCAGCAGCCUGCGCGUCAAGUCCGCCACCGAGAGAUCCUCACCCGCCACACCUCGCGCGUCCCCUAACACGCCCCCCAAAACAUCCCCCGGCACACCGAGGAAAGCGUCCGCCAGGGAGCUGCGUCUUCCGAAGCUCGCGUCGUCGCCGGCACCGCCGCAGGAAGCAAGUCCGGCACCCGACAGCCAUUCAAAGAUCACCUUGCCCAAGCUGAUCGAGCCGUCUUCGCAGGCCGCCCGGAUGGCGUAUUGAGAGUCCGAGAACGGUCUUUGUAGCGUUUAGCGCGCGCCUAGGCGCUUCCGCUCGCCUUACUUCCGCGCGCGCUUUCUCUCGUAUCCGCGGCUCCUCCGCUUGCUUUCGCAGUAGAUCGUUCCGUCUAUCGGCGAACGUUUCUUCGGAUUUGUUUCCGUCCUGGUGAUUUUUCGUGCCACUUGCGUAAUCUCACGCUGUGCUGUGCUUUCCCGAAGAGUUAUCACACGGAAAUAAUAGCCCGAGGUGCAUAGGGAAAGAUUUUUUUUGUUCUAAAUAUUAGUACUCGAUAGUUAAUGAUUAUACGUGAGGAAAAUUAUUAACUCUCGAAUACUAAUAUUUAAAAAAAAAAAAAUUCUCUAAUAUUCGAAAAAUAUUAGUAUUAGAAAAAUUUUCCUCGUGUAUAAUUGUUCCGAGGGGAGGGAGGAACUGUUACUCCGAAGAAUCGGUAAACAUCUAAUUUUCUCAAUUUUCUAUAAGUAGAGAGAUUCGGUGUUUCGAUACUUUUUCCAAAGGAAUAUCUACUCGAAAUUUACGCACAGGAGCUCACAUACGGAAGAGAGCGCGAGACAUGAAGCACCUUGUAUAGUCGGCGGCUGAAGCAUAGCAACGCGUUUUCUUCGGUGUGUUUUGAGACAGACGGAAAUCGCCGGAGCCCCAUCAGACGAUUUUCACCUGUUUUGAAUCUCGUUAAAUUGUCAAAGUGUCGCAACCUUCACGCCGUCGAUUAUGCAUCUCACAAAGAACACGCAGAAUUAGUAAUAACUUAGAAGGAACAAGGCUAGAAAAUUAUAACAAAUCGCACAUUUUACAACAGAUAUCUUCCUUCUAUUAAUGUGCAGUUACGAGUAGAGUUGAGCGAUGACCGAUCGAUGAAUCGACUUUUCUUCUGUCAAAAGAUCAACUACCCUUCCAGUGUUCUUUUCCAAGUUUUUCUUUUCAAUUAAUUUCUACGUGGAGACAACGUUUCAGAUUAGAUAUUACUUUUUAACAGUAUGAUCCAUCGCUGAGUUGAGAGAAAUGUUUCUUGCUGUUAAAUAGAGACAAAAGCUAAAUCUUUCUCCACACCACAUGUUCCUAGCUCCAAGUGGAGAUAAACUUUUUUAUUGUAAAAAUAAUCUCUCUGUCAUGAAGUAAGAAUAAUUCGAUUUGAAAAUAAGUUGAAGAACCGAGACGAAACGGAAUAGGGGCUUGAUCCUUUCUCGCAAGUCCUACUUUUCCAACCAAAUCAUGUAAUUUCCAACCCCGUGUCUUCCUCUGUGUGGAAGAUUGACUUUUAACGGGCGUCGGAAACAAGAGCGUCGUUCGGCAUCAAUUGACGUUAGCAAAUUAUUAACAAUAUUAAUUCGAUGUUAUGAAUUAAGUUGCAAUAUUCUAAACUCCGUCCUUCCUAGCUGUCUUAUAUAACAAAAUUGGUCGAAACUAGAUUUUUUACAAGGCGUUUCUAACAACUCGCAUCACUUAACGCCGGAGAGCAGCAUUUUCAAAAAUAAAUUUAAGAUAUAUAUGAUAUACUUGAAACGCGAUACCACGGGCGCACGUUCGUGCGUCAGAGUAGUAAAAAGAGUGACAAUUUGAGAAAGGAUAUGGGAGAUAAUAUGAGAAAUUGCGAAUAACAUACGCAAGAUAUAUAGAAGUAAAAAUAUAUAAUGUAUUUAGACAUGUAUAUUCAGAUAAUAUAACGUUGUAGUAUAAA